AUGGGCUGCGGGGCGCUGCUGGGCGCGGGCUGCCUGCUCUGCCUCGUGGUGUUCCUGGUGCACACCAGAACCUCUGCAGUGCGGUCAGCCCUGUCCAAGGAUGUCUUAUUUGACUGUGCCUUCUCCACCGAUCACCGAGCAGCUGUGACCAUCCAAUGGGUACUGCAUCAGAAAGGAGGGCUCCAGAGACCCCUGUUCACUUACGACGGAUCCCGUAACCUGGUGGAACAUGCAGCUGACCGAGCGAAGAUGUUCCUAGAGGAAAUCCCCAAGGGGAAUGCCUCUCUCUUACUCAGAAAUGUGGGAAUGAGAGAUGAAGGAAUGUACUCUUGCUCAGUGUCAGUGUCAUCUCUUACUGGGCAACAGGCGAUCCAGCUGCAAAUAGAAGAAAAACCCACAGUGUCCGUCAAUGCUGUCUCCCUGUCCCUGGUGGAAGGAGAGCAGCACAAGCUGAUCUGCGACAUCAGGAACUACUACCCGCUUGGUGCCCAGGCUCAGUGGCUGCGGGAGCUGGCGGGGUCCAGGAAGGUCCCGGACGUGGUGAGGAACGUUAUCCCCAGCAGCCACAGAGAGAGCAGCAACGGGACCUACAGCUUCUCCCAGUACUUCCUGCUCACGGCCUCGCUGAGGGACAACGGGCACACGUACACGUGCCGCGUGGAACAUCAGAGCCUGCGGACCCCCAUCAGGAGAAGCGUCGUGGUGAAAGUGAGAGUGAGGAGCACUACUAAGGACGGGCAGUACAAAGAAGUGACUCCACCUUGCACCAAGUGUGCUUCAUCUCAGCUGGAGAUAGGAUUUGCCAAACCCAGACUCUGCUUCAGCACAACCCCAUAG
Tinamus guttatus (white-throated tinamou) is the source of this 837-nucleotide messenger RNA. The record is from RefSeq and is a predicted model, not a curated record. NCBI's taxonomy places the organism in Eukaryota, Metazoa, Chordata, Aves, Tinamiformes, Tinamidae.